AUGAUUUGUAAAGUAUGUAAUAAUGAAAGCCAUUGUCCAUAUUUUAUCUGUUCUAGAUGUAUUAAUACAUCACCGAAUUUAAUCCUUGUAUUAAAGAUCAUUUUGAUUCAAAAACUUGCUAUUAGUAAUCAUUUAUCGGAACAAGUUAAUGCUAUCUUAGAAGAAUCAUUAAAAUGCAGUGAAAAUGGUGGUAACAGCAGUCAUAGAAGCCGUUAUGCAACUAAUAAUGAUAAUGAUAAUAAAUAUAUUAUUGAUAUUCUAAGUUAUCAAUUAAAGAAAGUAAAAUUGAUCAAAGAAUUAAGAAAAAAUAAUAAAAUUAAACAAAGUAUACAAAUCAUAGAGGCAAGAAUAGAUAACAAGAGGAAAGAAGUGUCGAAGAUGAAAUCAUCAUUAUUAUUAUUAAAUAAAACAACUAGUAGUAUAAAUAGAACAAUAAUAGAAGUUGAUUCAUUAGAUAUAAAUCAUUUAAUCGAAUGGGAAUCAAAAAUUAAAGAAAUCCAAUCAUUUUUAAGUAUUCAACAAACGAGAAAAAUGAAGGAAUUAAAUAAAUGGUUUGGUAUUGAUUCCAGUAUGGAUAAAGACGAUUUUAGAUUAUUUUAUCAACCUAUAGUAACAAUUCAAGCGUUAAAGGAUAGUAUAAACAAUAUUAAUACUGAGAAUGACAUUUGUUUGUUAAGUAAUAACUUAAAAAUAUGUUUAAAAUAUUUAAAAUUAAUUACCCAAAUAUUUUAUAUUUCUAUACCAUAUUUUGAAGAAUCCAAUGAAAAAGUAGGUCAUUUAGAAUAUGGUGUAAGUGUAUUAGUAUAUUAUUGUUAUAUUAUCUGUCAAAGAUUACAACUCUUUCCAUAUACCAAGAAAGGCCAUGUGAUUUACAAAGAUAUUAGGUUGUUAUUAAAAGAUUAUACUAUUAAUGAAAUAUUCUACCACAUAUCAAGAUGUGUGAUGUUGGACCAAAAGAGCACCAAUAUACCAGAAGCGAUAGAAGACACUGUUAUGUAUUCUAAAAUUGAAUGGACUUUACCGAUGAUUCAUAACUAUAUUGAAAAGAUAUGUAAUGAUCAUACUGACAUAAGUUCAAGGAAUACUGUUAUCUUACCCCGGAUAAAACAACAGAAAGAAUAUACCCCACAUCUUUUUUACAAUGAAAUGAAGAAGAAUAGUAAUAAUAUAACAUCAAUAAAACAUAUCUCUGCAUCUCAUAAUAAAGAUAACAAUAAUAGUAGUGAACAGUGGAAAAAGAUGCAACGAACAAUAUUACGAACAAAAAGCAAAUAUACACCUAUUGUUACCAAAGCACCGCCUUCAAUAGUAAAAAUAAUACCUACUACCAAUCUAAAGAUAAAACCAUUGGUAGGUGCAAAAGGAAAGGACGAAACUACAAUAGCAGAUAGAUGGUUUGUUGUUGGAUAA
Molecule: messenger RNA, 1410 nt
Organism: Arxiozyma heterogenica
Lineage: Eukaryota; Fungi; Ascomycota; Saccharomycetes; Saccharomycetales; Saccharomycetaceae
Gene: ATG14
Product: Atg14p
Exons: 1
Coding region: 1-1410 (469 amino acids)
Biological process (GO): macroautophagy
Source: RefSeq, a predicted model, not a curated record